CGCCCUGGCUGGCUGUCUUCUGCCACCUGACCUGCCAGCUGCUACCUUACCCAGCUGUCCCCGUUCAUCAUGGAGAAGGUCCUUGUCCUUCUGCUCGUGGUCCUCGCAGUGGUCUAUGCGGUUCCUGACCCACGGGGGAUAAUUAUCAACCUGGAAGACGGCGAGCUCUGCCUGAACAGCGCCCAGUGCAAGAGCAGCUGCUGCCAACGGGACACCGGGCUGAGCCUGGCCCGCUGCGCGUCCAAGGCCAGAGAGAACAGCGAGUGCUCUGCCAAGACGCUCUAUGGGGUUUACUACAAGUGUCCCUGUGAGCGGGGCCUGACCUGUGAGGGUGACAAGAGCAUCGUGGGCGCCAUUACCAAUACCAACUUCGGCAUCUGCCACGAUGCUGGACGCUCCAGGGAGUAAAACCCCCGAAAGGAUGCUCCUCCCCCACCACCCCGCCCCCCCACCAGCACCUCCCUUUUCUGAUUGGAU
Ailuropoda melanoleuca (giant panda) is the source of this 477-nucleotide messenger RNA. RefSeq names its product colipase (gene CLPS). NCBI's taxonomy places the organism in Eukaryota, Metazoa, Chordata, Mammalia, Carnivora, Ursidae. Bases 70 to 408 code for a protein of 112 amino acids. Gene Ontology annotation, biological process: response to food; lipid catabolic process; positive regulation of catalytic activity. The transcript is spliced from 3 exons. Gene Ontology annotation, cellular component: extracellular region. The record is from RefSeq and is a predicted model, not a curated record. Gene Ontology annotation, molecular function: enzyme activator activity; lipase binding.